Messenger RNA from Pyrenophora tritici-repentis Pt-1C-BFP, 1689 nucleotides. RefSeq lists its product as uncharacterized. The record is from RefSeq and is a predicted model, not a curated record. Lineage: Eukaryota; Fungi; Ascomycota; Dothideomycetes; Pleosporales; Pleosporaceae. Gene Ontology annotation, biological process: poly(A)+ mRNA export from nucleus. Gene Ontology annotation, molecular function: RNA binding; double-stranded DNA binding.
AUGGCGUUUGUUCACAGUCUGGGCGAUGUAGAGACGCGCUUGUGUACGGCCGUCAAUGUCGCUAUCCAGAAAGGAGAUGCUCAUGAACUUCAGUCGAUCGUGCUCCUGGAGCCAGGCGAAGGCGGUGUAUGGCCGCCCGACCAUCAAGAACUCGUAGGGUCUUUGAGGACAAACUACCCUUACGAAGAUGAAGACUCUGAACAGCGCCUCGAGGAUUUGGUCAGGCGAGUUGUUACCGAGACGGCAGAGUCCGAGGACGAAGAAGGAAGGCCUGUGCAGUCGUGGAGUUCAUUGGUUACAUUUCUUGUUGGAUGGAUGACUUUCCUCCGAGAUGUGGACAUAGAUGACCUUGUGUUGGUCUUUGAGUUGAUGACAGAUCUCCAGUCGCGAGCAAACAGUGCGCUGCAGCACCCUACCAAAGGCAUCAUGAUGCUUCCCACUAUCAUGUACUACGCCAAGGUGUUUGCACGUGUUGCCAUUGGCUUAGACAAGAGGCCCGACCUAGCGCAAGAACUCAUGGUUGAAGUAGACGAGGACGGCCAACGAGAGUCAUUGCCAGAGAAGGCCGCCAAUAUUGUGCGACAGGCCUUUAUAAUAUGCUUGAACGACCGCAACACUGUGCCCGGUGGAAUCAAGGAUGGAAAACCAGAUGGCAAGAAGGUCGGUAUCUACAAAAUGGCGAAUAUUUGUUUGAGAACCCUCUUCCAGGCCGACAAGCUGGACAGCUGCGAGACCAUCUUCAACAACAUAUCGAAUUCUUCGCCGCCUUUACACAUCUACCCAGCGGGAGAACGGAUCACCUACCUUUACUACCUUGGUCGAUACCACUUCAGCAACACCAACUUUUAUGCAGCUCAACUAGUUUUGGAAAUAGCAUACAGAGAUUGCCACCAGCAAUGCCUACAGCAACGUCGCUUAAUUGCGGUAUUACUUGUCGCCGCCAACAUUAUUCUCGGACGAAUACCAAAUGAGAUGGUUUAUAGCGAUCCCGCAAAUGCCGGUUUUCGCGAAGCGUUUCAACCCCUCACCCAGGCCAUUCGCAGAGGCGAUCUUGAAACCUUCCGUCGAAUCACCAACCUCGACCUCUCUCACCCAAUCUCAGGGUUCAUGAUCAAGUACAACGUUUUCUACCCCGUCGGUAACUACUGUGAGCCGCUUGUAUGGCGGUCGUUGCUUCGGAAAAUCUUCAUCCUCACUGCACAAGUAGGAGAUAAGACCAAUGCCGCUGCUCUUCUCGACCUCAACGCAUGUGCCCAUAUAUUUCAGUAUCUUGAGACCCGGUCGCUCAUCAAGAACGCCACAAUGGCCGCACAAGCCCAUGAUCCUCGCCGCAGCAUGGGUCAUGUGUAUCAGGACUACGCCUCAACAACAAAGUCUACGUACAUUGAUCCAGAUUUUGAAGGUGUCGACGAUGUUCACCCGUACACGCACCAAUACGACGAAUUGGAAAUGGAGUGUAUAUGCGGUAGUCUCAUCACGCAGGGAUUCUUGAAUGCGUACAUCGCGCAGGCGAAGCAGAAGAUGGCUGUUCAGGGUGUCAAGGGUGGGGACUUGAACCAAGGGUUCUUAAAUCCAUGGAAAAUAAACAAGGAAAAUAAUGACGAUGAAGUGCUUGGGUGGAAGAAGGAAGCCGGUGGUGACGGAGGAAAAGUCGUUCGGUUGUCGUUUGCUGCGCCAGCUGGGUCAUAG